CCUCACACUGCCGUCCCCGGAUCCAAACAUCUUCCAGCUCUGCAUCACCUCCUCCAUUCUCCACCCCCGCCGCCAAGCAAACAUGACCAUCACGGCUCUUCGAUUGUCGCCCCCGGACGCGGCCAUGUUCCACGUGCCGCCCCGCGAUGACCCGGAGACCGUGCUGCCCCCUGCGCCGGGCUCAAUGUGGUCCGCCUCGGCCUUCUCCAUCCCGCCUUCGCUUUACCACGGCGCGCUGGACGUGAGGGUCCCCAUCACCAUUGCCUCUGUGUACGCGGUGACGGCAGUCAUGUUGAACGCGUACAACCGGUCCCGGGGCAACCAGCCGUGGGCGAUCAGCAAGACCCGGGCCUUCUUCUGCUUCGUGGUGGUCCACAACGUCGUGCUGGCGCUCUACUCGGCGUGGACAUUCCUCGGCAUGGUGCAGGCCGCCCGGAGGUCGGUCGUCAGCCCGCUGGGCGCGGCGGGGCUCCUGGGGAUGGUGGACAGCCUGUGCAAGAUCCACGGCAGGGCCGGGCUUGGGAAUGCUGUCUCGUACAACACGGUCGAUUCGAGGUGGGAGUCGUACUCUCUGCAGGGGGCGGUCCUCGAUGCCCACACGGGGGCGCCGAACGCCGCCAACUUGGGCCGCCUGUGGAACGAGGGCCUGGCGUUUUAUGGGUGGCUCUUCUACGUGAGCAAGUUCUACGAGGUCCUGGAUUCUCUCAUCAUUCUUGCCAAGGGGAAGAGGAGCUCGACCCUGCAGACAUAUCACCAUGCUGGGGCUAUGAUGUGCAUGUGGUGCGGGAUCCGAUACAUGUCGCCCCCUAUCUGGAUGUUUGUACUGGUCAAUUCUUUCAUACACACGCUAAUGUACACAUACUACACACUGAGCGUGCUCUCCGUGCCGGUGCCAGUGUCGUUCAAGAAGGCCCUCACCACGAUGCAGAUCAUCCAGUUCUUGUUCGGGGCCUCCUAUGCUGCCACACACUCUUUCAUCUCCUACACCCUGCCGCCGAAACACUCUUCCGGUGAUGGAAACGCUCAAAUGUCAUGUAUCGACACCACCGGCGAAACCUUUGCCAUUUGGUUCAAUGUGCUCUACCUGACACCCCUUACGAUCCUGUUCUUCCGGUUUUUCAUCAGAAGCUACUUCAGACCACAAAAAGGCGGAAAGCGAGCCUCGCAGGGGAAGAAGGCUUGA
This is a messenger RNA of Diaporthe batatas, 1183 nucleotides long. RefSeq lists its product as uncharacterized. The record is from RefSeq and is a predicted model, not a curated record. The transcript is spliced from 2 exons. NCBI's taxonomy places the organism in Eukaryota, Fungi, Ascomycota, Sordariomycetes, Diaporthales, Diaporthaceae. Gene Ontology annotation, biological process: fatty acid elongation, polyunsaturated fatty acid; sphingolipid biosynthetic process; fatty acid elongation, saturated fatty acid. Gene Ontology annotation, cellular component: endoplasmic reticulum membrane. Gene Ontology annotation, molecular function: fatty acid elongase activity. The coding region runs from base 83 to 1183 and encodes 366 amino acids.